This is a messenger RNA of Staurois parvus, 250 nucleotides long. NCBI's taxonomy places the organism in Eukaryota, Metazoa, Chordata, Amphibia, Anura, Ranidae. The record is from the annotation of a GenBank genome assembly.
UGCCCCAUCCCCAUCAUUGGUGUCAGUGGGAGGAGGAAUAGUGCCCCAUCAUUGGUGUCAGUGGGAGGAGGAAUAGUGCCCCAUCAUUGGUGUCAGUGGGGGAGGAAUAGUGCCCCAUCAUAGGUGUCAGUGGGGGGAGGAAUAGUGCCCCAUCCUUGGUGUCAGUGGGGGGAGGAAUAGUGCCCCAUCCUUGGUGUCAGUGGGGGGAGGAAUAGUGCCCCAUCCUUGGUGUCAUUUGGGGGAGGAAUAG